Messenger RNA from Phyllostomus hastatus (greater spear-nosed bat), 2042 nucleotides. It is a transcript of the gene SLC16A3, whose product is annotated as solute carrier family 16 member 3. The transcript has 5 exons. Gene Ontology annotation, cellular component: membrane. The record is from RefSeq and is a predicted model, not a curated record. NCBI's taxonomy places the organism in Eukaryota, Metazoa, Chordata, Mammalia, Chiroptera, Phyllostomidae. Gene Ontology annotation, molecular function: monocarboxylic acid transmembrane transporter activity. Bases 221 to 1606 code for a protein of 461 amino acids. Gene Ontology annotation, biological process: transmembrane transport; monocarboxylic acid transport.
GCCGUGGUCUGGGAGCAGGGGGCGCCCCUCCCUCGGCCGCGCGGGGUCCGGGCGGGGCGGCAGGGGCGGCGCCGGCAGCCGUGACGUGCACAGGGGACGUGCGGCGCGAGCAGCUGGGGCGCCCGGUCGCCCCCAGUGCGGACCCAGCGGCCGGGAAGUCGGGCAGGAGCCGCCAACGGGUGGCGGCAGGGACUCAGAGCCAGGAGCCAGCCCCCCUGCCAUGGGCGGGGCCGUGGUGGACGAGGGCCCCCCCGGGGUCCCGGCCCCCGACGGGGGCUGGGGCUGGGCCGUGCUGGCGGGCUGCUUCGUCAUCACGGGCUUCUCCUACGCCUUCCCCAAGGCGGUCAGCGUCUUCUUCAAGGAGCUGAUGCACGAGUUCGGCAUCGGCUACAGCGACACGGCCUGGAUCUCGUCCAUCCUGCUCGCCAUGCUGUACGGGACAGGCCCGCUCUGCAGCGUGUGUGUGAACCGCUUCGGCUGCCGGCCCGUCAUGCUGGUGGGGGGUCUGCUGGCGUCCCUGGGCAUGGUGGCCGCGUCCUUCUGCCGGAGCAUCGUCCAGCUAUACUUCACCACUGGGGUUCUCACCGGCCUGGGCCUGGCGCUCAACUUCCAGCCAUCCCUCAUCAUGCUCAACCGGUACUUCAACAAGCGGCGCCCCGUGGCCAACGGGCUGGCGGCGGCGGGCAGCCCCGUGUUCCUGUGUGCGCUGUCCCCGCUGGGCCAGCUGCUGCAGGACUACUACGGCUGGCGGGGCGGCUUCCUCAUCCUGGGCGGCCUGCUGCUCAACUGCUGCGUGUGCGCCGCGCUCAUGCGGCCCCUGGUGGCGGCCGGCGCGGCGCCCGCGCCCGGGCCCCAGCGGCCGGCCCGGCGGCUGCUGGACCUGAGCGUCUUCCGGGACCGCGGCUUCGUGGUCUACGCGGCCGCCGCCUCCACCAUGGUGCUGGGGCUCUUCGUGCCGCCCGUGUUCGUGGUGAGCUACGCCAAGGACAUGGGCGUGCCGGACGCCCGGGCCGCCUUCCUGCUGACGGUCCUGGGCUUCGUGGACAUCUUCGCCCGGCCCGCCGCCGGCUUCGUCACGGGGCUCCCCCGAGUGCGGCCCUACUCGGUCUACCUCUUCAGCUUCUCCAUGUUCUUCAACGGCUUCACCGACCUCACGGGCUCCACGGCCGGCAACUACGGCGGCCUGGUGGUCUUCUGCAUCUUCUUCGGCAUCUCCUACGGCAUGGUGGGCGCCCUGCAGUUCGAGGUGCUCAUGGCCAUCGUGGGCACCCACAAGUUCUCCAGUGCCAUUGGCCUCGUGCUGCUGCUGGAGGCCAUUGCCGUGCUCAUCGGGCCCCCGUCCGGAGGCAGGCUCCUGGACGCCACGGGAAGGUACCAGUUCGUGUUCCUCCUGGCGGGGGCGGAGGUGGUGGCCGCCUCCCUGGUGCUGCUGCUGGGCAACCUCUGCCUUGGGAAGCGGCCCACGGGGGCCGCCCAGGAGGAAGAGGCCCACAAGCCCCCGGUGGAUGCCAGGGACGGGGUGGACUCGAGGGAGGUGGAGCAGUUCCUGAAGGCGGAGCCCGAGAAAGCUGGGGAGACGGCCCACACCCCGGAGACGAGCGUCUGAGCCGGCGCGGCCGGGAUGCGGGGACACCGAGUUGAGGCCUCAGGGCUUGCGUUUAUUUCGCGGACAGGACCGGCUCGGGCGGGGCCCCGGCUCCCCGCAGCGGGUCAGCGCCAUCACUGUUUUCCGGGGAGGCGGUGGGUGGGGACGUGUCAUUCCAGAGCAGACCUGUGGUGAGGUCAAGCUCGAGUCACAGGCCGUCUGCACCAGGCGCCCAGCCUGCUGGGUGGCCAGGCGCCCACAGCUGGGCGCGAGGACUCAGAAACCCGGGCUUCAGAGACACUCUCCGGGCGGUGGCCCGGGCACAGCCCUGCGUCAGGCUCGCCCCCUGGGCCUGCCCCCCACACCCACCUCCACCCCGGUGCCCCCGCCCCAGUGUCUGGGGGCAAAGCUCCCCUCCUCCACCUCUGGAGGGUCUGGAAUAAACCUGCCUGUCAGG